AGCUCCGCCCCGCGCUCGGGGCCGCUUCCUCGUGUGGUGAAGGCGGCGCUGUCAGUCAGUCACAGCCGCGCGGUGACACGGACACAGACAGUGACACAGUGACACAGACGCACAGCGGCGCUCGGCUUCGGGUUUCAGGGUCGCGGCUCAGUGUCCGGAGCAGCUGCUAAGAUGGCGAUGGCGGCGCUGUGCGGCGCUGCGCGGCUCUGUGCCGGUGUUUGCGGGCGGCGCGCGGGGACCUGGUGCGGCCUCAGCCAACAGCUCCGGAGCCUCGGCACCGGCAGCCCUGCCCGAGCGGCUCGCAAGUUUACAGACAAACAUGAAUGGGUAACAGUUGAAAAUGGAAUCGGGACAGUGGGAAUUAGUAAUUAUGCUCAGGAAUCAUUAGGCGACGUUGUAUAUUGUGGUUUGCCUGAAAUUGGCACAAAGCUGAACCAGUUGGAUGAAUUUGGUGCUCUGGAAAGCGUGAAGGCUGCUAGUGAACUAUAUUCACCUCUGACUGGAGAGGUAACUGACAUAAACAAGGUUCUUGCUGACCAGCCAGGAUUAGUCAAUAAAUCUUGCUAUAGUGAAGGUUGGCUUAUCAAAAUGUCUUUGGAUAAUCCUGCUGAAGUCGAUGAGCUGAUGACCGAAGAGGCUUAUGAGAAGUUUUUAAAGUCUAUCGAGGACUGAACCGUUCUUUAUCCUAAGCAAUGAGAAAAGCUUUCUCCGUGUACUUUAGUGGUGGAUUGUGUGCCAAGAACCCCUGGUUUAAGAAGCAAGAGUAAUUUAUGAGGAGUGCACUUUUGACGUGACUCUGGUAAAUUAGACAUUAUAAUGCAAAUAGAUGAGUUUUCUAAAGUAACAUUAUAAUUUACACAAUCUUCCCUGUUUUGGAAUAUCAGCAAUUGAAAGAUGAACUAUAUUAGCCUUAAUCUUUAACCUGUCAAUGGUAGGUUUUAAUUAACAUAAAAUGUUUUACUUUGUACAUUGAAAACAACCUAGUUCAUCAUGCAUAUCAAAGUGAUGAGCUCUGUUUUUGACAGACUUGUAAUUUAGACUAUGAACACUGUGGCAGAGUAUUUGUUUUGUUUUCCAGGCUAUUGUGCUAUAUUGAAAACUAUGAUGUUCACAUUAAAGAUGGCCUCGAUUUUAGCUUUUUUUUCUACAGAUUACAUUGCAAUUUAAUAGUGAAAGACUAAUUCGUAAUAAAAACUGAUCUAACUGGAAAAAUCAAAA
This is a messenger RNA of Callorhinchus milii (elephant shark), 1218 nucleotides long. RefSeq names its product glycine cleavage system protein H (aminomethyl carrier), b (gene gcshb). Gene Ontology annotation, biological process: protein lipoylation; glycine decarboxylation via glycine cleavage system. NCBI's taxonomy places the organism in Eukaryota, Metazoa, Chordata, Chondrichthyes, Chimaeriformes, Callorhinchidae. The transcript has 5 exons. Bases 172 to 672 code for a protein of 166 amino acids. The record is from RefSeq and is a predicted model, not a curated record. Gene Ontology annotation, cellular component: mitochondrion; cytoplasm; glycine cleavage complex.